Hevea brasiliensis (rubber tree) is the source of this 1156-nucleotide messenger RNA. RefSeq lists its product as uncharacterized. Gene Ontology annotation, cellular component: mitochondrion; nucleoplasm. Lineage: Eukaryota; Viridiplantae; Streptophyta; Magnoliopsida; Malpighiales; Euphorbiaceae. Gene Ontology annotation, molecular function: cadherin binding. The record is from RefSeq and is a predicted model, not a curated record. Bases 130 to 945 code for a protein of 271 amino acids. The transcript is spliced from 4 exons.
AUAAUCAAUGAGCCCCGUUGAUUUUCGUAAUUUUCGUGAUACCGUCCAACGAGGCUCAUUAGCCUAGUCCAGUGUUUUGUAAAAAGCUAUUCUCGGCAACCAUGGUCUAAAUUUUAUCGGUGAUGAGAUAUGGGAUCCCCGUCUCACAGAAGGAGAUACUCUCCGUCGCCUGUGGAUCAUCGUCAUAGCAGAAGAAGCAAAAGAGAUAGAAGCCGAUCUCCGAACUCCAAUUCUCAUUCUAGGAGAAGAAGUCGUUCUGAUUCUCCACGACAUCGUAGAAGUCGUUCGCCGAGUUAUAGACGCCGUAAGAGUCCAUCUCCAACACCUAGACGACGUAGAAGGCACAGAAGUAAGAGUGAUUCAUUCUCUCCUCUACCCAGGUCUCCUACCCCAAGUCUUGCUUCUUCUGAACGCAAAAAUGCCACUCAGAAACUGAAAAAAGAGCAGGAAGAGAAGAAAAGGCUUCAACAUGAAGCAGAACUGAGACUAUUAGAAGAGGAGACUGCAAAGAGAUUGGAGGAAGCAAUUUGGAAAAAUGUGGAAGACAGGUUAAAUUCUGAGAAAGUCAAACUAGAAAUAGAGAGGCGGAUAGAAGAAGGUCAAAAGAAAUUGUUUGAUGAUGUUGUAGCUCAACUGGAGAAGGAGAAGGAAGCUGCUCUUUAUGAGGCAAGACGGAAAGAGGAACAAGCUCGAAAGGAAAGAGAGGAGCUAGACAAAAUGCUGGAAGAGAAUAGGAGGAGGGUAGAAGAAGCACAGCGAAGAGAAGCUCUAGAGCAGCAGCGAAAAGAGGAGGAACGAUUUCGUGAAUUGGAGCUCAUUCAGAGGCAAAAAGAAGAGGUUGCUUGGAGAAAAAAACUGGAAGAGGAAGACGAACAUGCUAAUCACAUGAAAGCGUUGGGUAAGAACAGAUCUCGACAGAAGCUGCCUUUUGGCAUUGGUUUAUAACAAUUUUUAAAAGCCUGUAUGUAGGUCGUCUGCUUUCCAAAGGGGGUAAUCGCUCGGAAUUUUACCAUAAAACUAAGGUAUUUUACAAAAUGCCCCUUAAAUUGGGUUAAAAUCAUAGAUAUGCCCUCGUGCCUUUUAUGAUACAGAAAUUGCUGUUAUUACUAGACAAUUUCAAAAUAACUUUAGCUAAUUUACUGUUUUAACUUCUAAA